AUGUCAAUCCCACAGCGCCUCAGCCCGCCCAUCGAGGAACUCCGCCAAUUCUACGUCGGCAAAGACAUCAACGAUGUCCCCAAGCCCGCCGCCAUCCUCGACGUAGCCAUCGCGCGGCGGCACUGCCAAUCCAUGCUCGACGCCACACGCGCCCUGGGCGUCGGCUUCCGCGCACACGUCAAAACACACAAGACCACCCAGCUCGCCCUCCUCCAAGCCGGCGGUACCUCCUCCACCACCUCCUCCACCUCCGAACCAGCCCACUUCAUCGCCUCCACCCUCCCCGAAAUCCAGCACCUCGUCCCCGCCCUCCACUCCCUCCGCGCCGCCGGCCGCCACCCCGUCACCAUCCUCUACGGCAUCCCCCUCCCGCCCUCGCACGUCCCGCGUCUCGCCGCGCUCGCCCGCUCCCUCGGCCCCGGCACCGUCGCCGUCAUGCUCGACCACCCCUCGCAGCUCGCCUCGCUCGCGCUUUUCGCGCAGCUGGCAGGCUUCCCCGCCGGUGUUUAUGUUAAAGUUGAUACGGGGUACCACCGCGCAGGACUGCCGCCGGGGGGGUUGAAUAAGGGGGGGUUGGUGGAGAGGGUGGUGGGGAUGGAGGCGGCGGCGGCGGGGAAGGGGGAGGCGGAGUUGUGGGGGGUUUAUGCGCAUAGUAGUUUGAGUUAUAAGGAUGAGGGGCCGGGGGCGGCGAUGGAUAAUUUGGCGGGGGAGAUUGAGGGGUGUUUGGAGGCGCUUAGGGAGAAUGCGGGGGUGUUGGGGAAGAGGGGGAAGGAGAAGGAGGUGGUGAUUAGUGUGGGGGCGUCGCCGCAGGUUACGUCGAUUGAGAAUUUUGCGGGGAGGGAUGGCAGGGAGGUGGGAGGGUCGGAGGCGCUGAAGGAGGCGUUGAGGAAGGUGGUAGAGGGGAUGGCUGGGGGGUUGAGGACGAGGCUGGAGUUGCAUGCGGGCGUGUACUCGGUCAUGGAUGUGCAGCAGUUGUCGACGAAUGCGCGGACGGGGCUGGGUGGGGUGGAAGAGGAAGUCGCGCUGUCGGUGGUGGCGGAGGUGUGCAGUGUUUACAAUGACGGGGAGAGGGGGCAGCCGGAGGCGCUUGUGGCCGUUGGUGCGCUGGGUCUGGGAAGGGAACCUUGUCCGUUCUACAAGGGAUGGGGCGUUGUCGGGAGCAGAUCGUACACCUCGCUGGAUUCCAAUGGGCACGGUCGCCGGUUGAUUGUGGAGAGGAUCAGCCAGGAGCAUGCAAUCCUCGCCUGGGAAGCCUCUGGAGAAGACACGACAGAAGGCUUGCCGCCGAUUCCGCUGGAGGUUGGGCAGACCGUCCGCAUCUAUCCGAAUCACGCAUGCAUCACUGGAGCACUGUAUGGCUGGUAUUUGGUGGUGGACUCGAGCGAUAAGCUGAACAGCUCGAAGAUUGUGGAUGUCUGGGUUAGGGCUUCGGGAUGGUAG
This is a messenger RNA of Lasiodiplodia theobromae, 1440 nucleotides long. RefSeq lists its product as uncharacterized. The record is from RefSeq and is a predicted model, not a curated record. Bases 1 to 1440 code for a protein of 479 amino acids. Gene Ontology annotation, molecular function: D-serine ammonia-lyase activity. Gene Ontology annotation, biological process: D-serine catabolic process. Lineage: Eukaryota; Fungi; Ascomycota; Dothideomycetes; Botryosphaeriales; Botryosphaeriaceae. The transcript has 2 exons.